Messenger RNA from Adineta ricciae, 1896 nucleotides. Lineage: Eukaryota; Metazoa; Rotifera; Eurotatoria; Adinetida; Adinetidae. The record is from the annotation of a GenBank genome assembly.
AUGACAACACUGGAGGACGAGGCCUGGCUUGAACUUAAAGCGGAUGAAAAAAUCAAUGAAAUUGUCUCUGAACAUGUUGAAUCAAGAAAAUCGACGCUUAUUGGAGAUAACAUGGUUCGAACGGCAAGUUUUACUGAACAGGUGGCUAUUUCAACCACGACAAUAACUGUAACCUUACCGGUACCACCACCAUCAGCCACUACUACACGAGAAUUAUGGACAAAUAAAGUCGAAUUUCUUCUUUCGGUGAUCGGUUACGUUGUUGAUUUAGGUAAUGUGUGGCGUUUUCCGUAUAUGUGUUAUGAUAACGGCGGUGGAGCAUUUCUUGUUCCAUAUAUGAUCUUUCUAUUUCUCAUUGGAAUUCCCAUGUUAUAUCUCGAAUUAUUUUUGGGUCAAUUCUAUGGUUGUGGUAAUAUAGCAUUAUGGCAUCGAAUAGCUCCAUCGAUGAGAGGUAUUGGUAUAGCAUCAUUUUUUAUUGUCACUGCUGUCACGUUGUUCUAUACAACCAUUAUCGCACAUUCAGUAUUCUAUUUAUUUUCAUCAUUUCGCGAAGAGAUGCCCUGGAGUUUAUGUACUCAUACGUGGAAUACGAAAGCUUGUUCUGAACGUAUGCAUGUCAAUGAUACAUCAUCGACAACUAAUGAAUUCAAAGUUUCGUCGGCCGAAGAAUAUUAUAAUAUAUACAUGUUAGGUAUCGAUCGUUCAAAAGGCUUAACUGACUUAGGUUAUAUCAAAGUCGAUCUACUCCUGUGUCUCAUUGCGAUAUUUGUUUUGAUGUAUAUGUGUAUUUAUCGAGGGGUGAAAAGUACAGGCAAAGCUGUGUACGUAACAGCUACACUGCCCUAUGUUGCUCUAGUCAUGUUAUUAGUUCAAGGACUAAAUUUAAAAGGUUCACGUCAAGGAAUAACUUAUUUUCUUAAGCCCACAUUCGAAAAAUUAAAAGAUAUGAAAGUCUGGUAUUCAGCAGCUAAUCAAAUCUUCUUCACACUUGGUCCCGGUUUAUCUGUUUUAACUACCUAUGGUUCAUAUAAUGUCUCAACAAACAAUUGUUACUACGAUGCCUUGAUAUCAGUCAUCGCCAAUUUUGCAGCAAGUUUUCUCGCUGGUUUCGUUGUCUUCUCUGCACUAGGUCAUAUGUCCUACCGUUUGGGCAAGAGUAUUACAACUGUAGUUGGCGAAGGAGCAAGUAUCUCAUUUAUAGCUUAUCCAGAAAUUUUAGCAACGUUUAAAUAUCCAACAUUCUUCUCAAUCAUAUUCUUUCUUAUGGUUAUUAAUCUAGGCCUUGAUAGUGAUUUUGGUGGUUUAGAAGCCAUGUAUGCAGCGUUGAGUGAUGGAUUUCCUCCAUUGAAACGGCAUCGAAAAUCGGGAAUGUUCAUUAUGUGCUGUUUAUUAGUUUUGGCAUGUUUACCAACAGUCACCUACGGUGGUAACUAUGUGGUGCAAUUCUUGGACAGAUUUUCUACAGGUCCCGCAUUGAUGCUUGUUGUCAUGAUGGAAGCCGUUGCUGCAAGCUGGGUCUACGGUAUUAAUAAUCUUGUCACUGAUAUGCAAAAUAAUCUGGGUUUCGCACCGAGCUAUUUCUUUCGUUUUGCAUGGAAAAUUCUCUGUCCUUCGAUUGUCUUAUUUCUUAUGAUUUUAUCAUUAACAUAUACAGAUCGAUUCGAAUAUGGAACUUAUGUUUAUCCAUUGUGGUCAAUUGUUUUUGGUUGGUCUAUGAACACAGCUUUUAUUUUGCCAAUUCCAAUUAUGAUGAUCUAUGAAUUCGUACGGCAUUCGGAUCCGAAAAAAUCCUUCAAAGAACGGCUCUUUUAUCUAUUCGUUCCAACCAUAAAUAGACGAAAAUUAAAGCAACUCCAACUUGAGAGUACGACUUCACCAUCUAUAACUCAUGUCUAG